GAGACUUCUAGGUGAGAAACUACAAGCUCCUCGUCACUGUACAUCAGUAAGUUAGACUUUCUGCAUCCUGAAACAUCUUUGUUCCUCUUUCUUUUCUGAACUGAACUCAAGAAAGAGUUAAAUGUCAGUUGAGGAAAUGAGAUUACAACCAAGACUUUAAUAUUUUCUUUGUGAAGGAUCUAAAAUAAAUACCCAUUGAAGAAGUAUGGACAUGAGGUCUGCAGAUCAUCUUGACAUUUUCCUGAAUCCACCGGGCAUUAGGAAUGAUGAGAGACAUCCAGAGGGGACUGUUAGAGAAAGACACAUGGAGAGGAAAAAAACCUGUGGAGACCUCCUUAAAGAAUUUAAAAUCUUCAUUUGGAAUCCAGAGAAAAAAGAAGUGCUGGGAAGAAAUGCAAAAAGUUGGAGUGCAAUUUUAUUAUUUUACUUGAUCUUUUAUGGUUUUCUAGCAGGAUUCUUUAUGUUAUGCAUAUAUGGAUUACUUGCUACUAUUAGCCCCUUCGUUCCUACUUACAGAGACAGAGUUUUUCCCCCAGGUGUAACAAUUCGACCACAUAAUAGUAUUUUUCAUUACUCAUUUAAUGCUUCUGAGAUAAGUACGUGGUCAUCAUAUUCAGACAGUCUAAAUACAUUUCUUGAAGCCUAUAAUGAUGAUACACAAAUAGCUUACAACAUUGAUUGUACUCCAGGACAAUACUUUAUCCAAGAAGGAGAGGAAAGUGCAGAAAAGAAAGCCUGCCAGUUUAGACGCUCACAGUUACAGAACUGCUCUGGAAUUGAGGAUCCAACGUUUGGCUUUUCCGAAGGGAAUCCAUGUUUCUUACUAAAGAUGAAUCGGAUUGUUGGUUACAAGGCUGGUGAUGGAAUUCCAAUUUUUGUAACCUGUGAGGUUUUGAAAGGUGCUCAGAGUGAUCUUGGAGAAGUAUUCUUCUAUCCAAAAGACAGUUUCGACCUUAUGUAUUAUCCUUACUAUGGUAAACUCACUCAUGUAAAUUAUACUUCUCCUUUGAUAGCAAUGCAAUUCACAGGGGUGAGAAGAAAUCAUGAAGUCACCAUUCAAUGCAAAAUAAAUGGAAAACAUAUUAUUAGUGAUUAUAAAAAUGACCGUUUCCUGGGUAGAACAGUUUUCACACUGCACAUUGGAUGAUUUAAAAAAAAAAAAAAACUAGUGCCUUCUGCAAACUGAUCAGUGCUCCCUGACCAUUUCCAGUGACUAUUUAUUUUAAUGCUUAGCCCUUAUCAAGAACAGGUGUGAUGUUUUAGUCUGUAUCUUACCAUAAAUGUUGGCCAGUGAUAAGUCAGAAAAAAGUGUCACUUUAUUUUUUAUGGAAGAGCUUUUCUGACAUGGAUUUCCUAUAGAUGUUCCCAGUUAUAAAAUAUUGCAUAUUUUCCAAUGGAAAUUAAAAAUCAUCAAGGCCUCACCUAUGCUGCAUACGUCAAGUAGCAGUAUUCUUGUAUUUAAUUAAAAACUGUGGAUGUUUAAUACAGCGUGGAACAGUAUAUUUUAAAAUGUCAAAUAAUGUAGUGUUCAUUACACUCUGCUAUCCCACUUUUUUCCAUUUUGGAAAUGUGUUCAUGUAAAAAUUUUAUUUAAUUAUGUGUUUGUUAUUUUUUUGGUAUAUAUCAUGAAAACAAUUAGUAAAACAUUAGACUUUAAAAAUGAGACUGUAUUGAAAGCAUUUAUAUCCAUAAAUACUGUAUUUCUUUAAAAGGUUAAUGCCAUGCAUGUAAUUAUUGUUAUUAUUGUUAUUACCACCUUGACAACAUUACCAGCCCAUUAUUCUACAUAUUGGUCAUUUUGAGGCCUUAAACUUAAAGGGACAAGAAAAUCAAAAUUAAACUUGUAUAAUUCAGAUACAGCAUGCAAUUUUUAAAAAAAACUUUGAUUUUAUUGUUUUAUAAAUCAAAUUCUAUUAAACAAAUUAUGUGGUUCUCUU
This is a messenger RNA of Bombina bombina (fire-bellied toad), 1937 nucleotides long. Its product is annotated as protein ATP1B4-like. Gene Ontology annotation, biological process: potassium ion transport; regulation of DNA-templated transcription; sodium ion transport. The transcript has 9 exons. Lineage: Eukaryota; Metazoa; Chordata; Amphibia; Anura; Bombinatoridae. The coding region runs from base 206 to 1147 and encodes 313 amino acids. Gene Ontology annotation, cellular component: sodium:potassium-exchanging ATPase complex; nuclear inner membrane. The record is from RefSeq and is a predicted model, not a curated record.